AAUAACAAUAUUAUUACCUCCUUGCAUGGGAUCGUGUCAAUUCGGUAAACAGUUUUUGGAUUCAAAAUUUAACGGUACAACCAACAUCAUCAUGCUAGAUAAGAAAUCGUUUGGAAUCAUGCAAAAUAUGAAUUGUUAUGUGAGGUUUCGUUUCAUUCACUUUAUUUUCGAGACAAGGAUUUUUUAAAGUUGACAGUAUCUGACGAGAUACAUUGUCAAGAAAAGGGUUAAAUUGCUGUUAUGUAGUCAUAUAUACAAGUAAAACAGCAAAUAAUAUUUUAUUAUUGUUGUAUCACAAAUUAUAAGUCAGACAUUAUGUGAUUAUAAGUUCUUGCAUAAUAACUAAGAAUAAAAUUACUUACGGCCUAAGGAGGCACCGAUGAUCAACAAUAUUUUUUUUUUAAAGCUAUCAAAUCUGGAUGGUGAGGCCGAAGAGCGUCUCAUUUGCGCAACAUGUGUGACUCGGCUACGCGAUGCAAGUGCAUUCCGACAACAGGUGCUGUGCUGUGAACAGGCACUGCUACAAACCACAAUACAUAUCCAUGGGGCGGAUGGCGAGAAGAAAUCCGUAAAGGAUGAGAGUGAAGAGACAAGCGUGAAAGCAGAAGUGGAUAUAGAAGUUGUAGAGCCUGUAUCACCGCAACACCAGGCUGAAGACAACAUGGAUAAUGAAGCUGGCAUUGUCGAAGAUGAUGUGGAGACUGUGGAAAGCGAAACAGAAACGAAACCAAAGACAAUUUUAAAACAGAAGAAAAAAAUUAAACUUAAAUCUAAAAAGAAGUCCAAGAAUAAAACAGUGGACAACAACGAAACCUGCAGGCAAAAAAGGAAGCCACAAAAGUUUACCAAGCCUUUAGCCAACUUGGAACACAAAGUUGCGCCAGUCAAAACUCAGCUUACGCCACGACUUGAUAACGAGCACCAAUCAUUCCGAAAUGCAGUCACCUUAGUGGAAAACUCAUAUGUGUGUCCAUUUGACACUUCUUUCAGUGAUUACUUCUGCAUCUACUGCAGAGAAGUAUUCACUGACCCUGACAAACUCAGAGAACAUACUCUAACACAUGAUCCAGGGACUUUUAAAGACUUGGUGCCAAACAAAAAGUUACUUCAAGUUGAUAUAUAUAGGAUAGACUGUAGGUUAUGUUCAAGAAGUAUACAAAGUAUGGAUCUCCUCAAGCAACAUCUCGUAGUAGACCAUGAAAAGAUAGUCUAUCCAGUGGAAAAUGAGUUCCUGAAAUACCGUCUCACAUUAACAAAUCUUUCUUGCUUAGAAUGCGGGGCAUCAUUCAGUUUUUUUCAUGCCUUGAAGAAGCAUAUGGCUGAACACUUUGGUACGUGUAUUUGUGACGUGUGUGGCGCUCAUUACUUUGAAGAGAGAAUGUUAACUCUUCAUCAGAAGACCCAUCAAAAAAUCGAAGAAUCCUUUCCAUGUCACUGUGGUAAAGUGUUCAAAUCCAAACAUAGUAGAUAUCUCCACGAAGCAAGAAUCCACAAGAAAGAGCCAGCAUAUCAGUGCACCAAGUGUGACGAAGUGCUGUUCUCAUAUUCCUUACGAUACAGACAUAUGAUAGAGGUACAUGGAGAGCACAGACUAUUUCCAUGUGAGCAUUGUGACCGAGCAUAUGUCAGUAGGAAGUCUUUGAGAGAGCAUAACAGGAGAUUCCACCUUAAAAUCUUUAAACAUCAGUGUGACUUAUGUGACAAGAGGUUCUACUUGCCAUCACGGUUAAAGGAACACAUGGCAACACACACUGGGGAAAGGAAUUUUAGGUGUGAGUAUUGCGGCAAGAGUUACCCAAGACUCCGCGGAUUGAAGGUCCACAUGCAGUCACACAGCACAGAAAAGAAGUUUGGAUGCGUGAUGUGCAAUGCCACAUUCAGUCAGAACGUGAACUUGAAGAACCAUAUGAAAAAGCAUCAUGAGAGUUUGGAAAUUGAAGAGGGAUAUCAUGAAUAGAAUUUUAUUUAGCAUCAUCACUUUCUGUCAUUAAACAAUUAAGACUAGAAAUGAUCUGCAAAAUAAACUACUUUAAAUGAAUAAUUAAAUCCAGUAAUGCUUGCAAAACACCAAAGCUUGCCAAGCACCAAAUCAAACUACGAUUUCUAAUGUUUAUGCGAAUGUUAAACAUUGAAAUAAAACCAUGUCUCGGAUUGUGUCGCGGUUUUUUAUAAUAUAAUUUUCUCCCGACGUUUCAAAGCCUUUACAGUCUCCAUGGUCGCGGAGGCAUUGAGGUGUUGAUCUUCCGGAAAGACAUCAAUGUGAGUCCAGCAUACUUGAGAAGCAAUAAUUUCAAGACGAAUGAACAUUCUAAACGAUGCUUAACCUAAUAAUUGUUUGCCUUCUGAUUCUUAAAUAUUUUACAUAAUAAUAGGGAAGACAUUGACAAAUAGUAACCAGUAGUGGAGUUGUUAAGUUACAAAUGAACACGAAAUACGAUCAUAGUUAUUUUUAAAGGGGAUAAUCUUUGAAAGGAUUAAACUCCGCCAAAGGAUGAACAAUAAGAACAGAUGGACAAAAGAACUACUAUUCUAUAUAAGUAUGGCCGAAACUGUAUUGUAUUUUAAACCAAAUGAACUUAUGUAUAUAUACAUAUUAUUUACUUAGGCUAUCAUAUUAUUAAUAUUCCAUUGCAGAGGUGAACCUUUGUGCUUAAGAUCUCGUAUUCUUUUUAGAGUAGUACCUAAUAAUAGGUAUAUUUAUCACGAAUAAUUUAUGUAUGCAUCUAAAAUAAUGCUUCUGUAAAUAUGUAUGGAGUAGAUUAUGAUUUUAGGUCAGUCUGGUAUCUGGAGUGAGAAUGUCCCUUACAUUAGUAAAUUAAUAUACUUAAAACAAACAAAAUUUAAAAA
This is a messenger RNA of Manduca sexta (tobacco hornworm), 2847 nucleotides long. RefSeq names its product zinc finger protein 208. NCBI's taxonomy places the organism in Eukaryota, Metazoa, Arthropoda, Insecta, Lepidoptera, Sphingidae. The transcript is spliced from 5 exons. Gene Ontology annotation, biological process: regulation of DNA-templated transcription. Gene Ontology annotation, cellular component: nucleus. Gene Ontology annotation, molecular function: DNA-binding transcription factor activity, RNA polymerase II-specific; RNA polymerase II cis-regulatory region sequence-specific DNA binding; zinc ion binding. The coding region runs from base 380 to 1957 and encodes 525 amino acids. The record is from RefSeq and is a predicted model, not a curated record.